CUCUUACCUUGGUUCAUUAAACGUCGCGGUGUGUUAGCCAUUUUUGUUGCUCAUAUUGUGGUACUUGACAAUUCCUUAAAAUUCAUUAAUUUAAGACUGUACAGUCGGAAUAACUAAAGGAAGAGGUUUUAAAUUGUAAUGUCAACAAUGAAUCCCGAAUAUGACUACCUAUUUAAAUUAUUACUUAUUGGAGACUCUGGUGUAGGAAAGUCCUGUUUACUAUUAAGAUUUGCUGAUGAUACUUAUACAGAAAGUUAUAUCAGCACAAUUGGUGUGGAUUUCAAAAUCAGAACCAUAGAGCUUGAAGGAAAAACAAUUAAACUUCAGAUAUGGGAUACAGCUGGUCAAGAAAGGUUUAGAACUAUAACUUCUAGCUAUUAUAGAGGAGCUCAUGGCAUUAUUGUUGUCUAUGAUGUGACUGAUCAGGAAUCUUUUAAUAACGUAAAACAGUGGCUCCAGGAAAUUGAUCGUUAUGCCUCAGAAAAUGUAAAUAGACUUCUAGUUGGAAACAAAUGUGAUAUGACACCAAAGAAAGUAGUAGACUAUGUUACAGCCAAAGAGUUUGCUGAUCAGUUGGGAAUACCAUUUCUGGAAACCAGUGCUAAGAAUGCAACUAAUGUUGAACAAGCCUUUAUGACUAUGGCAGCAGAGAUUAAGAGGAGAAUGGGACCACCGACAUCUGCAGCUGAUGCAUCGCGGCAAGGCGAGAAGAUAAAUCCAAGUACACCUGUAAAAGCGCCUAGUGGUGGUUGUUGUUAAGGGUUUUAAUAUAUCCAUAAAUUCAGUGGCUUCUAUUCAUUUUCAACAGUUGGUGAAAUUCAGGCACUUUGGCUUCAGUUCACUGGAGGAAGAUACAUAAAAUAUCUGCCUGGACAAAAGAUUUUGUUAAGUAGAUACCAUUGUUGCACUUAUUUCUGCUAUAUCCACAGCUUCUUUUCAACUUUAAAAAAUAUAAGAGAAAGGAAAAAAUUUUAGAUUUUUCAUUCUGUCAGUUGUAAAAUACUGAAAACAUUAAAAUUUGACAUUUUGCCAAGAUAUGUAAAAUUCUUUUGUGAUUAUUUACAUGUUUGUUUUAGCCACUGUAUACGAGUUUUAAUUAUUAAUCUUUAUUUAUGCAUAUAGUUCAUAAAAACUGGAUGUGAAACAUCUUGCAUUGUAUUAGUUUAUUACACAGAUAGUAUAUUAAAUUAAUCUCAAAAGCCAUGCGAGCAUGGGUUUUUAUGUUAAUUUUAGUUUUAUCAUUCCAACCCUGAUGUGUGUAUAUGUAUGCUUCACUCUUAGCUGUUUGUAUAAUGUACAUGUUAUGAAGUUAAAUAGAAACUAGCUGUUGGUAACUCUUCCCGGGAAGACAAUUGGUAUUUAAUAAAAAUUCUGAUUGAAGAAUUUUUAAGAAAUGUAGAUAUAUUUGGUUUUGAGAACUGAUUUUUACCAUAGCAGUUUUUCAUGUAUUCCUCAUGGUUAUCUCGGAUAUUUGUAAAAACAAUAUAAUGUUUUGUACUGGUCUACAGAAACAUUUCUAGUUUUCAAAUUAUAUGAGGAAUUCUUAUGGUAACCAUGGGGACUUGCAAAUUUUUUAAAUUGUUGUCCAGUUUGUGAUCAUAAAACUCAGUAUUGAAAUUUAAAAGUGCAUAUAAGUCCAAAAACUUCAAAAAUUGUAAAGAUUUGUUUGAUAUUUUCAAGUGAAAAUAUACUGCCUUCUGUAGCAUAUAUAAACUACAGUCAUAACUUUUUAUUGUAAAUGAAUAUUAAAAUUUAUUAAAAGCUUUUGUGUGCACAGUAGAAGUUUUAAAUUUUUUAGCUUGAAUUUUUAUUUUUAAUGAAUAAAUUUCUUUAUAGUAGUCGUAAAUUUCAUCACUGAUUUUAUGUAAUAUUGACUUACUAGAAAAUAUUGAUUCUCCCUCCUGUACAAAUACUUCAUGGCAUUUCAGUUUAAUGUAGAUGUGUGUAAGUUACAAUUUUGAUGUGAAUUUGAGUAACUUUUAAAUUAGUAUAUUUUCAUGUCAACAUCCCGUAAGCAUUUAAAAAUCCAAUACUGAUCAAAUACGUUUUACGUAUUUUAAAAUUAGCCAUAUUCAUGCUAUCAAUUUCAGCAUUUAAUGGCUUUUUGUUAAAUAAACCUUUAAUGUGUAAAGUUUUAAUUUUUACCUAUAUCAUUAUUAUGCAGAAGAUGGAAAGUGUAAUUCUGUGUUCCUGUUAUAUGUUCCAAUAAUUUAAAUGCUUAAUGUUAAGUAAAGGAAUAUAAUAAAUUUAUAUUAAUUUUUUGUAUUAA
This is a messenger RNA of Stegodyphus dumicola, 2269 nucleotides long. RefSeq names its product RAS oncogene family member Rab1 (gene Rab1). The record is from RefSeq and is a predicted model, not a curated record. Gene Ontology annotation, molecular function: GTPase activity; GTP binding. NCBI's taxonomy places the organism in Eukaryota, Metazoa, Arthropoda, Arachnida, Araneae, Eresidae.